CUUAAAAUGGCCGCCUGACCCUGCGCUUCGCUGCUCAUUUCUCCUGUUAGUGCAAGAGCCAGCCUGCGGCGGUCUAAAAUCAUUUAUAUUACUGCGAGGCUCCGUCCCGAUCCUCAGCCUUCCCCACCCCAUCCAUUGCAGUGGUCCUGCCUGACGACCACAUCUGUAAGGAUCGACUUUUUGAGGACCACCAUCUUCAAUUCACCCUCUGCGCCAUGGCCGCUCCCGUAGAGAAGGGUGAGCCCUCCCAUGAGGUCCACACUCCCGACCACUCGCUCCAGGAUCACCCGACGGACACCUUCGAGCUUCCCAAUUCCUGGAAGUACAAGCACAUUAGGAUUUUGGGUUUCACCUUGCCUUGGUAUGCCUCGCCACCAGUGCAGCUGGUAAUUGUUGCGUUCGUCUGCUUCUUGUGCCCGGGUAUGUUCAAUGCCCUCAAUGGCAUGGGUGGUGGAGGCCAGAUGGAUCAUAGCGCAAAUAACAAGGCCAACACCGCGCUUUAUUCAACUUUCGCCGUGGUUGGAUUCUUCGCUGGUACCUUCACAAACAAGCUUGGAAUCCGGACAGCCCUUUCGUUUGGUGGCUGCGGUUACUCUAUUUAUGUGGCCUCAUAUCUCAGCUACAACCAUACCAAGAACUUGGGAUUUUCUAUUUUUGCCGGUGCUCUUCUCGGCGUGUGCGCUGGUAUCUUGUGGUGUGCCCAGGGUGCUAUUAUGAUGUCCUACCCCCCAGAGGCCUCAAAGGGUCGCUACAUCUCGUGGUUCUGGAUGAUCUUCAAUUUGGGCGCUGUUAUUGGCAGCCUGAUUCCCCUUGGACAAAACAUUCAUACGACUACUGACGGGACUGUCAAUGACGGCACCUAUAUCGGCUUCCUGAUUCUGACGCUCAUUGGAGCUGGGCUCUCGUGGUGCCUAGUGGACGCUAAGAACGUUAUCCGACACGAUGGUUCUAAAAUCAUUGUCAUGAAGCACCCAUCUUGGAAAUCCGAGAUCUGGGGCCUCUGGGAGACGAUCCAAACAGACCCCUACAUUAUUGCUCUUUUCCCAAUGUUCUUCGCCUCUAAUUGGUUCUAUACCUACCACUUCUCUGAGGUCAACGCUGGCUACUUCAAUGUUCGCACUCGAGCCCUGAACGGCGUAAUUUACUAUAUCAUGCAGAUUGUUGGCGCUUACGUAUUCGGAUUUGCUCUUGACUCUAAGGGUUUCCGCCGAACAACUCGUGCCAAGGCUGCAUGGGUUGCGCUCUUCUGCUUUAUCAUGGUGAUCUGGGGUGGCGGUUACAAGUUCCAGACGACCUACAACCGUACAAUGGCGCUGGACAAGACUCGACCAAAGAAAGACUGGUCUGACCCGGGCUUUGGUGGCCCCUUCGUUCUCUAUAUGUUCUAUGGUUUCUCGGAUGCUGCUUGGCAAACUUGCGUCUACUGGUUCAUGGGCUCUUUGACCAACAAUGGAAGGAAACUUGCCAACUUCGCCGGGUUUUACAAGGGAAUUCAGUCCGCUGGUGGUGCGAUUACUUGGCGAUUGGACGACAUCGGCAUCCCGUACAUGAACAUGUUUGCGUCCAAUUGGGCCCUGCUUGCCGGAAGUCUCGUCAUUGCUCUUCCGGUCAUUCUCUGGAAGGUUGAAGACACAGUAUCUUUGGAGAAGGAUAUUGCCUUCACUGACGAGACGGUCGAGGAGGUCGCCCCCAAGGUACUCGUCCAAGCUGCGGGCGGCCACCUCAACGAGAAGGUCUAGCUGAGUUAGCGGCGGCUGUAUCACGUGACAACAAUUUCCUUGACAUAGUGGAGGAGUUUGAAUGAAUGCUGUGGAUUUGUGGAUUGUUGGAUUGUCUGCUUAGCGGUACAUGUUGUUUCUAAUACUUAUCGGCCGAUCUUUUGGCUGAACUAUUCCUGUAAAUUUCUAUUCAGCAGUUCAUGGAGUCCGCCAGACAGUAACGGCCUCCGACAUGUUCAUGUUCCCAUUCUUAAUUUCCAGCGUAAGCACAUGGAUCCGGAGUGCCCGGGGUCUGGUGUUCCUUGCGUAUUGCGGCAUUCGUAC
Messenger RNA from Lindgomyces ingoldianus, 2042 nucleotides. Its product is annotated as MFS general substrate transporter. The record is from RefSeq and is a predicted model, not a curated record. Gene Ontology annotation, molecular function: transmembrane transporter activity. The transcript has 3 exons. Gene Ontology annotation, biological process: transmembrane transport. Lineage: Eukaryota; Fungi; Ascomycota; Dothideomycetes; Pleosporales; Lindgomycetaceae. Bases 216 to 1739 code for a protein of 507 amino acids.